Mustela erminea (ermine) is the source of this 477-nucleotide messenger RNA. RefSeq names its product soma ferritin-like. Gene Ontology annotation, cellular component: cytoplasm. Gene Ontology annotation, molecular function: ferrous iron binding; ferric iron binding. Gene Ontology annotation, biological process: intracellular iron ion homeostasis; iron ion transport. NCBI's taxonomy places the organism in Eukaryota, Metazoa, Chordata, Mammalia, Carnivora, Mustelidae. The coding region runs from base 1 to 477 and encodes 158 amino acids. The record is from RefSeq and is a predicted model, not a curated record. The transcript is spliced from 4 exons.
AUGGGCUAUGGGAAUACCAAAACCUGUUACUAUGAUGAAGAUUCUGAUGCGCCUGUUUAUGUGCCCUUUUUCCAAGACCAAGCAGUGGUGAAGCGAGAACAUGCAAAGCAGUUCAUAAAAUAUCUAAAAAACCGUCAAAGUAUAGUCUGCCUUCCGGUGACUAAGAGGCCUGACGCAGAGUACUGGGGAACCGACCGGGAAGCUAUCGUGAUUGCUCUGGAGGUGGAAAGGAACUUAUACAAGCACCUGCAAGAGCUGAAGAAUUCGGCUUCUAAGAAUCGUGAAAUUGAUCUCUUAGAAUUCGUGAAAAUUUUCUUGAAUAAACAGAAAAGGAACAUAAGAUAUCUGCAAUACCAGCUUAGCUAUCAGGAGGAAUUAGAAAGGCUGUCUGGGAGGGAAAGCACACCUGAACGGUUUUUGGAAACAUGGGGCCAAGAGGCUUCAACAUCUGAAGGCCGCCCAUCAAGUCAUCCAUAG